ACGGAGUCUGUAAUAAUCUGUAUUUAUUCCGCGUUUCUAGUGGUUUGUGAACGUAGAAUUAUUACUUGUGUCCACUGUGUGCUAACCAUAACAAAGUGAAGGGAUGUGGGAAAAUAUUUGCAAUUAUUAUAUUUUUUUUGUAUUUCCAAACCAACUUUCUUGAAAUUAAAGAACACCAUUGUGUUACAAUGUUGAGUUCUUCGUGAUUCAUGGAAAUAUUCUGUAGCAAGAUUUUACUGUGGGGCUUUUGUGUUCCUGUUGUCACUUGUGGAUUUUCUUCACGUCUUCAGAGCAUCUAAAGAGUAAGAAAAAUGGUUCCUGAUCAACAAUUUUCACUCCGUUGGGGUGAAUACAAAAGUACAUUAGUAACAGUGUUUGAAAAACUACUAAAAAAUGGAAUGCUUGUGGAUUGCACUUUGUCUGCUGAAGGAAAAUCAUUAGAAGCUCAUAGGGCUGUGAUGUCAGCAUGCAGUCCUUAUUUUGAAUUGCUGCUGAGUGAGCACAGUGAGAAGCAUCCAGUUGUGAUUCUGAAAGAUGUGAAGUUUGAGCAGAUGAAAGCAAUGGUAGAUUACAUGUAUAAGGGAGAAGUUAUUGUUUCUAAAGAUCAAAUAGAAUCUCUUCUUGCUGCUGCUGAAUCUCUGAAAAUAAGAGGUCUAACAACCAACAGUGAUAGUGAAUCUUCGAAGAACAUAAAGGCUGAUGGUGAUGGCAAUGAGUUCUCAGCAGGAUGUCUUCCAACCACGGACAUGGAUGAGCCAGUGGAGGUCAAACCAUUUGCACAUUUCUUGGUUCCUACGCUUGGAGAUUCACAAGAACCGGUGUCAACUCCAGGUUUCUUAUCUUCAGUGCCAGAUCAAAGAGCAGUGUGCACAGCAAGAUCUGAGGAAGAAUCAUUACUGCAUUGGGGUGAACAUGGAAAUACAUUAGUAGCAGUAUUUGAGCGAUUAUUGGGAAGUGGUACUCUUGUUGACUGCACUCUUGCGGCAGAAGGGCAGUACAUUAAAGCUCACAAAGCUGUGCUUUCAGCAUGCAGUCCGUAUUUUGAGGUGGUACUGAAUCAGCAUGGGGAGAAGCAUCCAAUAGUUGUUCUUCAAGAUGUGAAAUUUCAUCAACUUAAAGCAAUGAUUGAGUUCAUGUAUCGUGGUGAAGUUGUGGUUUCAAAGGAUCAGAUCGAUGAUCUUUGCAAAGCUGCUGAAUCUCUGCAAAUUAAGGGCCUUAUUGAAGAAGCCAAUCGUAAGGGCUCUGAUGACCAAUUCACAGUUCCACACUCCCCAAACGGUAUUCCACCAGUGCGUCAAUCUUCUUCAAUAGAAGACAUCAGAAAUACUCAGGGUGAAUCAACAGAAGCAAAUACUUCUGAAGCAAAUUCUGAAUCAGCAGAAAAAAAGAUGUCUGAUAGGAAUGUAGACAAUGACCAGCAAUUUUCUCUUCGUUGGGGGGAACAUGGAAAAACAUUAGUAACAGUUUUUCAGAGAUUUUUCAAGAGCAGUGCAUUAGUGGAUUGCACAUUGUCUGCUGAAGGACAGUACCUAAAAGUCCAUAAGACUGUAUUAUCGGCCUGUAGUUUGUAUUUUGAGUUAUUGUUAAGCCAGUACACUGAAAAACAUCCAGUUGUAAUUUUGAAAGAUGUGAAGUUCGAGCAACUGAAGAUUAUGAUAGAUUAUAUGUACCAUGGUGAAGUCAUCAUAUCGAAGGAUCAAAUUCAGUCUCUGUGUACAACAGCUGAGUACCUGCAAGUAAAAGGAUUUGCUACAGAGAAGAGACCUGAUAAUGAAAUGCAAGACGAUGUUGAAAUUCAGGAUGACUUUAUCGAAGACUCCAUGCCUCUUGCUGAGAGAGGGAAGCGCAAGAAGAAGCAAAUGAAGAAACAGAAGCAGCUGCAGCUACAGCAGCAGCAAGAGCAACUGGCACCACCAGUAAAGCGAAAGAGAGGAAGACCACCUAAAAACGGAAGGGCUGCUGCAGUGACCGCGAAAGCAGCGAAGGCAGCAAAAGCAAUGAAAGCAAUACGCCCAACAAAAGUAACAAGGACUCGUGCCGCCUCUGCUGCUGCAAGUCGUUCAUCAAUUUUUCCCGUGUCCGAAAGUAAGCCUGGUACAUCAUCUGAGGGUGAUUUAGAGAGAUCCCAGAAAAUGGAAUUGAUGUCUGCCAUAUUGUUACAACGAAAAUCUGAAGAUGUGGAUAAGACGGCUCCUGAUGAUAGCGAUGGUGAUGACCAUUUUGAUGCACUUCCUGAUAUGGAUGAUUCUGAAGAUGUGAAACCUGUUAUUGAUACAGAAAAGAUUCCCAAAACUGAGAAAGAUGAAAAAUCUGCUCCACUUCCUAUAAAGAAAGAACUAAGUAGCUUCCCUGGCGUGGUAUUUCAAUUGCCGCCGAUUCGGAAGCGUGUUGUGACAGGCGCUGACCGCGUGUUCGCAGACCGGCGCGCGCGCCUGCUGCCGGGCAACCGGCCCUACCAGUGCCUGGAGUGCGGCAAGACGUACCGGCAGCAGAGCAGCCUGUCGACGCACAAGCGCUCGCACCGCGGCGACGUGUACCGCUGCGACGCGUGCAACAAGCCCUUCAACCACCGCUCGCACCUCAUCCGCCACCUGCGCGUGCACACGACGCGUGAGGCCAAGAUGUACCCGUGCACGGUGUGCGGCAAGGUGUACAAGCAGCCCGGCAGCCUGGCGUCGCACAGCCGCCAGCACGAGGAGGUGUACAAGUGCGACACGUGCAACAAGGAGUUCGGCAAGCGGCUGGCGCUCAUCCGCCACAUGAACGUGCACUCCACCGAGCGCUCCUUCAAGUGCGGCAUCUGCGGCAAGGCGUACCGCCAGCGCAGCAGCCUGUCCACGCACCACCGCGCGCACCGCGGCGAGGGCGUCAUGUGCGACGUGUGCGGCAAGGUGUUCAACGACAGCUCGCACCUGAAGCGCCACACGCGCGCGCACACGGGCGAGAAGCCCUACAAGUGCACCACGUGCGGCAAGGCGUUCGCGCAGCACUUCAUCCUCACCAACCACGUGCGCAUCCACACGGGCGAGAAGCCCUUCGUGUGCGAGCUGUGCGGCAAGGCCUUCCGCCAGCCGGGCUCGCUGCACAACCAUCGCCGCGACAUGCACGGCGGGCCGCGGAAGCCCCCGGCGCCCGACCAACGGCCCCGCGAGCGCCACUCCAACAGCCACGCGAAACGCCGCCGCAACGGCGCGGCCAGCCGCUGUCCGCCAACGGGCCGCGCCGUCAACGCGGCGCCGUCAACGAGCGCGCCACAGGCCCACCGUCACGCGGCAGCGCCAACGCCCGCCGUGGUGGCCGCCCACGCGGGCGCGUGCGGCGGCGCCGCCGCCCACGCGGCCCGUGCACAACGCCACACGUCGCCUCCACCCGCCGCACCCGUCCCUACGCGCGCCCCCGCCGCUCGGGUCGCACGCCGCGGCCGCCGCGCCGCCGUGCGCGCCUUGCCCUCAGCCCGCACGCGCCCGCCCAACGGUGCAGCACGUGCCCACGCGCACCCACGCCUCCCCUCACCUCGCCGGCCACUCCCAUAA
Molecule: messenger RNA, 3533 nt
Organism: Gryllus bimaculatus (two-spotted cricket)
Lineage: Eukaryota; Metazoa; Arthropoda; Insecta; Orthoptera; Gryllidae
Source: the annotation of a GenBank genome assembly